Molecule: messenger RNA, 5742 nt
Organism: Nezara viridula (southern green stink bug)
Lineage: Eukaryota; Metazoa; Arthropoda; Insecta; Hemiptera; Pentatomidae
Source: the annotation of a GenBank genome assembly
AUGAUGAACGGUUCAUGGACUGAUGUAAACAUUUCAAAUAGAUUUGGAAUUGUUGUUCACAAUUUUCAACAAGAAGAAGCUCAUCGCUUAAGAUUAAGUGUUGGAGAAAGUGUAUUAAUAUCUCAAGAAAAUGGAGAGUGGUAUUUCGGUAAUUCAACAAAAAACAGAUACCGACAGGGAAUUUUCCCGAAGAGUUAUGUUAAAAUCAUGGAGAGUAUUGUUGACAAAUCCGGUCCUACCGAAGAGGUAGUUUUAAAACAACCAAAAAUCGUACAGGAAAUUUCUUCAGUGCUUCGAGAAUGGGGUGAACUUCUAAAAGAAUUAUUUGUUUAUCACAGCGAAAACUUUCGUGUCAUCAAGGCUUUAAUGUACGAUUUAAUGACAUAUAGAAGUCAAAUUAUUUCUGGAAAGUUUCCAGCUGAUGAAUUAAAACAGAUUAAAAGAAUUGUUACUUCUAAAAUUGAUGUUGGCAACAAUCUUCUUGGUCUUGAUAUGGUAGUAAGGGAUGAUCAAGGCAACAUACUUAAUCCAGAAGUAACGUCAACAGUAGAGUUGUAUAGGCAUCAUCACUUAUCGAAAGAAAGAAUUUUAAAAGCAACGAGUGAACCGAUUUCAAAAGAAGAUAGAAGACUUCUUUCUCAACAAUACUGCCAUGCGUUAUUCGUUUGUGUUAGAGAGUUUGUUUGCAAGUUGAUAGAAGAUUUCGAAUUGUUAAUGUGCCUUUAUGAUGUUAAAGAAGGCAGACCAUUUACUGAAAACCAUGUUAUUAGAUGGUCUAAAGGAGCACCGUUGGAGACAGAUAUUCCUAGAGUACUUUUUACCGAUUUAGGUACAAGAGAUAUUCUGCGAGAAAAGGUCUAUCUGGUUUCUUACGUUGUUCGUCUCGGAGGUAUGGAAAAAACGUUAACACCGAGUAAAUCUCAACCAUCACAUGGUGAUCCUAUGAGGAGACCUUUUGGUGUCGCUGCUAAAGAUAUAACUUUGUAUGUAAAUGGAAAACUUGAGCCUGGGGAAGAGGAUACAGUUAUUUUACCAUUACUUAUGUGUGAAAAAGAUAAUCUUGAAGGAACAUUACGAAGAAUUCUAACGAUAAAAGAUCUCACGCAUAAAGACCAUAAAGGUUAUGGUUUGAGUGUAAGACUGAAAAUGCUUCAUGGAGAUUUGAAGCAGGUACGAGAGGAAAAUCCUCAUUUGAUUUUAGGUCAGGUGUCCGUCGCUCGAAAGAUGGGCUUUCCCGAGGUAAUACUUCCUGGUGAUGUUCGAAAUGAUCUUUAUUUGACUUUGGUUUCUGGUGAAUUUUCUAAAGGUAGUAAAUCAACCGACAAGAAUGUUCAAGUCACAGUACAAGUAUGCAAUGAAAACGGGCAAGUCCUUCAGGGUGUGAUACACUCUGGAGGUGAAAAUAACGAAUAUCGUUCUGUAAUUUACUACCAUGAAGAUAAACCUAGAUGGGCUGAGACUUGUAAAAUAGCUGUACCAAUUGAAGAAUUUAAAGUCAGUCAUUUGCGAUUUAUGUUCAAACAUCGAUCUUCCAAUGAAACUAAAGAUAGAAACGAAAAGCCAUUUGCUAUGUCUUUUGUUAGCCUAAUGCAACAGAAUGGUACUACUUUGCCUGAUACUCAACACGAAUUAUUAGUCUACAAGGUAGAUCAUAAGAAAUAUGAUUUUCAAGAUAUGUGUUACCUUACUAUGCCUUCAAGGAAAAUAGAGUUAGAAGAAGGUGGUAAAAGAUCAUGUAAUGGUCUUACUUUAUCAAAUAAAGAUUUGUUUAUAAUUCAAACUAACGUUUGCUCUACUAAACUCACACAGAAUAUUGAUCUUUUGGGCCUAUUAAAUUGGACAAGUGAACCCGAACAAGUUCUUAAUAGUCUCGAUGCUCUCAUUAAAAAAGUAAGCGGUGAAGAAAUUGUGAAAUUUCUUCAAGAUGUUCUUGACGCAUUGUUCAACAUUCUAAUGGAAAAUACUGAUUCGGAUCUCUAUGAUAAAAUGGUUUUCAAUUGUCUCCUUCAUAUCAUUGGACUUGUAUCGGACAGAAAAUAUGAGCACUUUGAACCAGUAUUAGAUUUGUAUAUAAAAGAGGGUUUUUGUGCAACAUUGGCCCAUCAUAAACUUUUAGCUGUUUUGAAGGAUCUCUUCGAGAACUUAAGCUUAUCUGACAGUGAGAGAGAGAUCCUUUUGAAGACUAUGAAAUCGUUACAGUAUAUAAUGAGAUUUAUUGUCAGAUCAAGAGUCCUGUUUGCUGAGUUGAAUGGUGGUAAGGAUGAAGAAGAAUUUACAGAAGCUCUGACUGAUGUAUUACAAAGUCUUGGCUUUUUGAUGCGUUCCAAUUCUGAUACUAUACUCCUCAUCCAAGGAGCCUGUUUAAAAUACCUUCCAAGUACUAUUCCCGAUAUUCUUCUAGUAUUUAGACCUGUAUUACUGAGCCAGCUGUUGUCAGAGCUGAUUGAUAAUGUACCACCAUCGAGGCUUACCAAGCAAAAAAUGAUGACCCUCAGUGAUAUCGUUCAUUCUCCCCUUUUUUUAACUGCCGAGUCUAGGAAAGUUUUGCUGCGAAUUAUACUUCUUCAAAUAAAAGAUCUACUUGAAACUAAGGAUGAGGAAUUUAGGAUCAAAACUAAGUCAGUUGCCAAGGUUGCUAAAGUGUUGGGAGAGUCAGAGGCGAAACUGCAAGAUAUACAGGACACUCCUCAUGAACCGCCGGUGGAACUUUGCGUAAAUAUCUUAUGUGAUAUAAUGGAGCUUUUGUUCCGGGAUGACAUAGGCCCAACAGUCCAUGAUUUACAAGUUAUUAUGCAUUCCAUAUUAAGAACCGUUAUUCAGACUACUAUUACAAUGGAUCGAGAAGAGCCUCUUGUGGGGAGUCUUGUUUCGAUAAUGCUUGCAAUCCUAAGGCAAAUGGGAGCAAAUCAUUUUGAAGACUAUAUCAAGCGCUUUCCGACUAGGACUGAUCUCCUGGAUUUUUUAAUGGAAAUAUUGCUCGUUUUUAAAGAUCUAGUUUCAAGACCCGUAUUUCCCAGAGAUUGGUGUGAAAUGAUAAUGAUACAGAACAGCAUCAUACUUAAGGCUCUGAGGUUUUUCUCACAUACUAUUCGAGAUUAUUUCUCUACUAAAUUUGAGCAUCAAGCUUGGAAUAAUUUUUUCCAUUGUGCCAUAUCGUUUCUGACACAACCAGCACUGCAAUUAGAAACUUUUUCUGAAGGCAAGAGGAGAAGGGUAAUUGCUAGGUAUAAAGAUAUGAGAAUGGAAACUGGUUUUGAAAUCCGAAGUAUGUGGUUUAACUUGGGUCAGAAUAAGAAACAGUUUAUUCCUGGUUUGGUCGGACCGUUCCUUGAAAUGACUUUAAUACCUGAGUCUGAUUUGAGGAAAGCGACUUUACCAAUAUUCUUUGAUAUGAUGCAGUGUGAAUUCUAUUCUCCUCGGGACACUUCUGACAAUAGAAGAGAUUCGACACAGAUCAAAGCAAAUUUUUUAGAAUUUGAAAAUGAAAUGAUCUCAAAACUUGAUAACUUGGUGGAAGGUGGAAGAGGUGAUGAAGACUAUAAAGAUCUAUUUUUUACCAUUGUCAGUUCACUUUGUGAAAAUCACGCUGUUCUGAAAGAUCAGGGACUUAAGUUUGUGAAAACUGUGACUAGACUGAUGGAAAGGCUGUUGGAAUACAGAUGUAUAAUUAAUGAUGAAAAUAAGGAAAACAGAAUGAGUUGUACUGUAAACCUUCUUGAUUUUUAUUCAGAGAUCAAUAGGAAGCAGAUGUAUAUACGUUAUUUGAACAAGCUCUGUGAUCUUCAUUUGGAAAGUGACAAUUACACCGAAGCUGCUUAUACUUUGAAACUUCAUAGUAAACUUUUGAGUUGGUCUGAUGUAAGUUUAUCGACCAUGUUGAGGAGCAGCAAAUAUCCCAACUGUCAGACUCAUCGCCAGCUCAAGGAAGCAUUAUAUCAUGCCAUUAUUGAUUACUUUGACCAGGGAAAGAUGUGGGAGAAUGCUGUUGAAGUUUGUAAAGAACUUGCUAAACAAUACGAAGAGCAAGUGCACGAUUUGCCUCAACUCAGUUCUCUUUUAAGAAGAAUGGCCGACUUUUAUGACAAUAUAAUGUACAAACUUAGGCCUGCUCCUGAGUAUUUUAGGGUAGCUUACUAUGGCAGAGGUUUUCCUCCGUUCCUUCAGAAUAAGGUUUUUAUAUACAGAGGAAAGGAAUACGAGAGAUUAAGUGAUUUCUGCACAAGGACUUUGAAUCAGUUCCCUAAAGCAGAACUUAUGAACACUCUUACGCUACCCAGUGAAGACGUUACAGAAUCUCCGAAUCAAUAUAUACAAAUCAAUAAGGUGGAGCCAAUAAUGGAUGAAAAGAAACAAAGAUCUUUUAUGCAGACUGUCAGUUCGCAAGUUCUUAAAUUCCACAGAGUAAAUAAUGUUCAAAAAUUCCGAUUCUCUCGUCCAUAUCACAAAAGGGAUUCAAUGCUUGUCGAAGACAAUGAAUUUGCUACUCUUUGGAUAGAAAGAAACAUAUUAGUGACGUCAUAUCCUCUACCUGGUAUUCUGAGGUGGUUUCCUGUAACGUCUACUGAUACAUACCAGUUGUCGCCAUUGGCGAAUGCAAUAGAAACGAUGCAAACAACGAACGAUUUACUGAAAGAAUUAAUCAUGGAACAUAAGAAAGAUCCAAGCCUACCUAUUAAUCCAUUAAGUCUCCGAUUGAAUGGAAUAGUAGAUGCAGCUGUUAUGGGUGGAAUUAAUAACUAUGAAAAGGCAUUUUUUACUCCUGAAUAUAUGGAAGCGAAUCCUGAUAAAGUGGCGCAGAUUGUCCAACUGAAGGAACUAAUAGCCUCUCAAAUACCACUUCUAGAAGUUGGAAUAAAAAUUCAUGGCGAUGUUGCUCCUCCUGCUUUGAUCCCAUUUCAACAACGACUGGAACAAUGUUUCGCUCAAAUGCAAAGCCAUGUUGUAUCAAAUUAUGGAGCUAAGAGUUGUGAAAUUAAGUACGAACCGGUCACGUUAAGAAGACAAACAAAUAAGGGUACGGAUACCAACAGGUUGUCUGGAACUAGCUUUGGAUCGACAGAGGGAAAUAGGUCUCGCGUCUCCAGUCUCACCAAGUCUCAAGUUGCCUCUUUGAAGACAUUCGUCAACUUUGCGUCUCUGUCGCCUUCUUCUACUCUUACGAGAGCUGGGAGUGCUUAUGUAAGAUCGACCUCUGCAUCCCUCUCUACACCCUCGAUUAGUAGAAAAGAAAAGAAGAAGAAGCGAAGACACACAAAUAAAGAAAGAGAAUGUCCAGAAAGCCCACGCCCUAACUCGCAGUGGUAUACCAGCCCAGUGACAACGCCAACUUCUAGCAUUAUAUUGGAUGAGUCUCCUCCUAUUUUUGAACUGAGGCAACAGCUGACUCCGACACGCCCUUUGAGAUCUGAAGUUGAAAAAGAAAGAAGAUUAAGCAGACCCCCUAGCGGACAGUUUCAGAACAGGCUUUCACUUCCUUCGACGAACGGAAACAGGGAUUCACUGGGAACUACAGAUUCAACAGCUAGUGAAGAAGAUCCUCCCCCACUCCCGGCGAAAACUAGGGAAGCUGACUAUUGUAAUCUUCCUGAUGAAACUGAUACUUCUCUCACCAUUAGCCAGGCUCCCUCAACUCCGAGGGUUAGGAACAAACCCGUACCUCCAGUACCAGUUGAAACGAAUCACAUUACUCAGCCACCAACUCCUCCUCCUAAGAGGCCCGUGAAAGCUCUUUCAUCACCAUGA